Argiope bruennichi is the source of this 631-nucleotide messenger RNA. RefSeq lists its product as uncharacterized. Bases 62 to 457 code for a protein of 131 amino acids. The transcript has 2 exons. The record is from RefSeq and is a predicted model, not a curated record. Lineage: Eukaryota; Metazoa; Arthropoda; Arachnida; Araneae; Araneidae. Gene Ontology annotation, molecular function: RNA binding.
UUUCUUUAAGAACGUUGCUCAUUAACUUUAAGUUUAUUAUCAUAAGACUUUUGCUGCUACUAUGAAUCGUAAUAAAAGGAGAUCAAGAAGCAACCGCAAAGACCAUAACAACAAAUCAGCAACAGUAAUUCAGCCGCUUCCUUAUGGGCAGUACAACCGGCUUGUCGUACCUGAAACUGCUUACAACAACGAACAGAGUUCUAUCGGCAGCUAUGGAAUGUGCUAUGUGAGCGAACAGCAGCAGAAGGAGAUGAUAGGCGAGGAGCUGUACUACUAUGUUUACCAGUGGUAUCCAGAGCGAGCGGGUAAACUGACCGGCAUGCUACUUGAGAUGGAUGUUCAAAGUCUGCUGCAAAUGCUAGCAGACGGAAAUUUUAUGCGAGCUAUGGUCGAAAAAGCUCUCCAGGCGCUGAUGGAACACUACGCAAAGCAAAAAAACGGCAGGACCCACCAGUGAAGCGGCGGACUUGUAAACGGGAUAUAUUUGUAUAGACUGCGUUUAUUAUAUUGUUUUUAUAUUGCAUUUUACGUCUUAUUUAUCUUUACUUUUAAGACUUAAUCUAGUGUACUAAGUUGAAAGGAUGACUGUACAAAAACUUGCAUGUAAUAAAGUUUUCUCGUAACUUGUAAA